Molecule: messenger RNA, 3186 nt
Organism: Belonocnema kinseyi
Lineage: Eukaryota; Metazoa; Arthropoda; Insecta; Hymenoptera; Cynipidae
Gene: HnRNP-K
Product: heterogeneous nuclear ribonucleoprotein K
Exons: 13
Coding region: 242-1531 (429 amino acids)
Biological process (GO): regulation of transcription by RNA polymerase II; regulation of mRNA splicing, via spliceosome
Cellular component (GO): cytoplasm; nucleus
Molecular function (GO): mRNA binding
Source: RefSeq, a predicted model, not a curated record
GUAGACAUUCGCAUGGGCAAUUGUAGCGAAUGCGGCAUUGUGAUAGGAGAGCUGUGGUGUUGCAACGUAAGUUUCAUUACACAGAAUUGUAUCCGGUAAAAAAAACUUUCAUCUGCACAACUGACCCACGCGGCUCCUUUUCAUCACGGGCAUCUUUUCUUCAGUUCCAUUUAACUACAACGCAGGAAUAGUAGCCAGUUAUCUCAGAGCCUAAGGAAAUUCGAGCAACAUUACUGGAAUAAUGAAGAGGGAGGCUGAUGCAGGAGUAAUGACAGGCAGUGGAGGUCCAGCCAGUCCCCAUAAACGCUACAGGCAAGGCGAUGAUGAACUUCGUCUACUCAUCCCCAGUAAGGUCGCAGGCUCAAUAAUCGGCAAAGGAGGACAGAAUAUCACAAAACUCCGGAGUCAGUACAAAGCCUCAAUCACUGUACCCGAUUGCCCCGGACCCGAACGAGUCCUGACAAUCAGCUCGGACCUGGAUACUGUUUUGCAGGUUUUGAACGAAGUGGUACCUAAUCUGGAAGAGAAUGGAUCCAGGCAUGGCAAUGACGAGAUCGAUGUUCGUAUGUUGGUUCACCAGAGCCAAGCAGGAUGCGUUAUUGGGAAAGGCGGACUAAAAAUCAAAGAACUCCGUGAGAAAACUGGAGCAAGAAUCAAAAUUUACUCCAACUGUUGCCCGCACAGCACCGACCGUCUUAUCAGCAUCUGCGGAAAACCUGAUACAUGUAUGGAAUGUAUUCGUGAACUCAUCGCAACUAUUAAAACUUCCCCGCUGAAGGGUGUCAAUAAUCCUUAUGAUCCGCAUAAUUAUGAUGAUUAUUAUGCAGAAGAAUAUGGUGGUUAUGGAAACGGAGAAGGCAACCAAGGUAAAUCAGGCGGCUUUGGUGGACCUGGUGGUCGCACAGGAGGUGGAGGUGGAAGUGGCGGAAUGGGACCUCGACGUGACGCACGAGGUGGCGGAAUUCCGGAUAUGAACCGAGGUUUUCCACCAUCAGCUAGAGGCGGACCACGAGGUGGCGGAAUGUCAGGUCCCCCUGAUCGCAGUUAUGGAGGUAAUUCUCGUGGCGGUGGAGGUAGCGGAAGUUACGAUGGCGUUCGAGGAGGUUAUAACGGCAAUAGAGGCGGCCCACCUUACGGAGGAGGAAACUUCAAUGGCAAACCUAGUAAGGACAAAUCUAAUAAUGGUUGGGGAGGAAUGCAAGGAGGAGCUGCAAACGGUUUGAGUGGUGGAAAUUCUGGCAUGAGUGGUCCUCCUAUGACUAGCAAUCAAGGCAACCAAGGAACUAUGUCUGGUGGAAACAAGACAAGCACUCAAGUCACCAUUCCUAAAGAAUUGGCAGGAGCCAUAAUCGGCAAGGGAGGAGCGAGAAUUCGCAAGAUAAGAUCCGAUAGUGGUGCCGCUAUCACAAUCGAUGAGCCGCUACCUGGAAGUAACGAUCGCAUUAUUACCAUCACAGGUUUACCAAACCAAAUACAAAUGGCCCAGUACCUGUUGCAGCAGAGUGUUCACGAGAAUGCAGAGAGCUACUAAGGAAGGCAACUGGUACGAAAUGCGGGUACCAAAGAUGCUUUUGUAACAUUUUUUAAAACAAGUAUUUCAUGAAUGAGAAGAAGCUUUGAACUAAACGAUGACGAGAAAAUGCAAUUAUUUGCUUCAAGGGAAACUACGAUUAGCAGUCUGUUACAUUGACGACUGAACAUAUUUUUCAAAUGAUCCAUCAGCAGUAUUGCAAUUUGUAGAGUAUUGCUUAUCUUUCUUAUGUCGGAUGCUAUGCCUUAGUCAAACCUUGAUAGUUUCUUUUCCACUUUCUAUCGCAUAUCUUUGGAGUUAAAAGAUGGUCUUGGGGUAUAUUUAAUGCCAGAAGGAUCAAUGUCCUCACUUGUAAUAAGUGGGAGUUUAACAUUUGUGUAUUCAAUUAUGAAAUAACGAUGCCUUUACUCCGUUUUUUUAAAGAUUAUUUUUAAGAUCGCGAGAAAUUUCCAAUCAUCAUGAAAGUUCGCGGUUCUAUUGAAUGUUAAGGUUUAUAUAUGCCAGCUUCGUCUUUAAGAGUUUUUUAAAACUUGAAAUCGCAGCAAAAAGAGUACAAAUAAAAUGUGGAAAAGAAUCAAGACUAAGAAGAGAUCGCUACAAAGCUAUAUGUACAAAGUCAUUGUUUGGCAUCUCUCAUCGCUCCAAUCACUGCUUGAGCAUUUGCAUUAUUAUUAUUAUUAUUAUUAUUAUUAUUAUUAUAACAACUUUUACUGUUUAUAAUUCGAAUAAUCUUAUUCAUUAUAGUAAUCCAUUCCAGAAUAUACUAAUACAAUCCCUCUCUUAGCCGGCGUAUUAUAAGCGUUUAUGAAACUACAUUGCUGAUAAAUAGGCUUAGUAACAAGCAUGGUUUAAAAAAACUCUGUUAGACCUUUCGAAAUUGUUAUACGUAAUACCUAUAAUAAAGAGUAGAAUGUACACUUCUCCAUAUUUUUAGGUCUUAAGGAGCAGUAAAGACCCAUCGAAAAAUCUAGAGCGAUUAAUUGCACAGAGCGACAUUUGUUCCAUUAGACGCAAGAUCCUGAAAGAAAAGUUUCCAAAUAUUUUAUAUCUUUAGGUAAUUUAAAUGAAGGUCGAUAGUUCGAAAUUGUUUCAAACUAAGCUCUCAUAUCUAACCUCGCUUCUGCUGUUCUCCUAUUACAGUUAAUAUCUUUAAGAGGUUCCAUUAAGUCACUCCUUCCCACCCCUUCAUCAUUUGAUUUUACCAUCCUCAGGUCAAACUACAAAGGGCAUUUGUACCUUACAGGCUCGUCAUCAGCGAAACCAUCGGGGUUAUUUUUAAAACUUUUGUUCGUAGUGUGGAUUGAAAGACAAACGCUUAGCAAUAAAAAAAAAUGUUCUACACAUUUCUGUAAUUUUGAUCAAUUCGACGUAGGAUAUACACGCCGAUUUGAAUAAACUUAUAUAAAAUGAAGAGAAUAUGCAUUGCAAGUGUGCGCUUAGGCAAUUAAGUGAGAAAAUGAGAGCGAAAGAAUGAUAAAAAAUGUGGAGGAAAGGGGAAAUACAUUGUGGGAGGGAGAACUGUUUUGGAUAGGAUCUAAUCAAUAUAGACCCUCAUACCCGUUUUUAACACAACUAGUGGGCUAUAACAUAGUUUACCAUUAUUUGUAAAGGAGACUUUUUAUUUGUCAAAUAAAAAACUAGUACAAACCACUGCA